Thlaspi arvense is the source of this 1194-nucleotide messenger RNA. Lineage: Eukaryota; Viridiplantae; Streptophyta; Magnoliopsida; Brassicales; Brassicaceae. The record is from the annotation of a GenBank genome assembly.
AUGCCUGGUUUAACCUGUAACGCCUGUAACAUGGAGUUCGAGGACGAAGCCGAGCGAAAGCUUCAUUACAAGUCCGAUUGGCACCGUUACAAUCUCAAGCGCAAGGUCGCUGGAGUCCCUGGGGUUACACAGGAGUUGUUUGAGGCGAGACAAUCUGCUCUUGAUCAGGAGAAGAGUAAAUCAGAUGAAGCACCCAUGCUUUAUACUUGCGGAAUCUGUAGCAAAGGUUACAGGAGCUCCAAGGCUCAUGAGCAGCAUCUCAACUCGCGGAGCCACGUUGUAAGGGUUUCACAAGGGACGACUAUCAACGGUGAGGAGGAUAUAGCCAUUAUCAGGCCGCUUGCUCGCCGUGUCAAGAACAGAGAUGUCGAGGAUAGUGAAGAUGAGUGGGUGGAUGUUGAUUCAGACGAGGAGUUGGCUGCUGAAGAAGCCUCUGAUUCUUUGUCUAAGCUGAAUGUUAAUGAAGAAGACAUGGAUGAAGAUGAUGCAGGCAAGUAUGAGCUGGAUCCGACCUGCUGUUUGAUGUGUGACAAAAAUCACAAGACCUUAGAGAGCUGUAUGGUUCACAUGCAUAAGCAUCAUGGUUUCUUCAUCCCCGACAUUGAGUAUCUCAAGGAUCCUCAAGGGCUUCUCACUUACCUCGGUCUUAAGGUGAAGAGAGACUUUAUGUGUCUGUACUGCAAUGAGCUGUGCCAUGCAUUCAACAGCUUAGAAGCUGUAAGAAAGCAUAUGGAAGCAAAGAGUCAUUGCAAAUUGCACUAUGGUGAUGGUGAUGAUGAUGAAGAUGCUGAGCUAGAAGAUUUCUAUGACUACACCAGCAGCUAUGUUGAUGAAUCUGGAGACCAGAUAGUUGUAUCUGGUGAAACAGACAACGCUGUAGAACUCGUUGGUGGUUCUGAGCUCGUGAUCACCGACAGAUCUGACAACACAACAACGUCUAGGACUCUCGGCUCCCGUGAGUUCAUGCGUUACUACAGACAGAAGCCGCGCCCAACUUCUCAAAACAGCAACCAGAUUGUUGCUUCCCUGUCUUCAAGGUACAAGAGCAUGGGUUUGAGGACGGUGCCAUCGAAAGAGGAGACAGUGAAGAUGAAAGUGCUCAAGGAGAUGAACAAGAGAGGGGAGACAAUGCGUAGCAAGAUCGCAAUGAAGAGUAAUGUCAUAAGAAACUUGCCCAAUAAUGUCCCGUAUUAG